Messenger RNA from Benincasa hispida (wax gourd), 1190 nucleotides. RefSeq names its product ras-related protein RABA1c-like. Lineage: Eukaryota; Viridiplantae; Streptophyta; Magnoliopsida; Cucurbitales; Cucurbitaceae. Gene Ontology annotation, molecular function: GTP binding; GTPase activity. The record is from RefSeq and is a predicted model, not a curated record.
UCAAGAGCAGGCCUCCCUCGGCUUUCCCACAAAACAAACAAAGGGUAAAGUUCAAAAACCAAGAAAAACACAGCUCCGCUAAAAAAAAGAAAGGAUUUUUACAGUGUGUGAGAGAGAAAGUCGCGCGAUCUAAAGAAAACAGAAACCCCUCUUUCUCUCUCUUCUCAUUCUCCACGGCUGGGAGGGCUUCUCGAAAAUGUCUGCCUACAGAGCUGAAGAUGACUAUGACUACCUCUUCAAGGUCGUCUUAAUCGGAGAUUCUGGCGUUGGCAAGUCCAAUUUGCUUUCCCGCUUUACCAAAAACGAGUUCAGCCUCGAAUCUAAGUCUACUAUUGGGGUUGAGUUUGCUACUCGCAGUUUGAAUCUUGAUGGCAAGGUUAUCAAGGCUCAGAUUUGGGACACUGCUGGCCAGGAACGGUAUAGAGCGAUUACAAGUGCUUACUAUCGAGGAGCAGUUGGCGCCCUGCUUGUGUACGAUGUUACACGACACUCCACAUAUGAAAAUGUUGAGAAGUGGUUGAAGGAGUUGAGAGAUCAUACCGAUCCCAACAUUGUAGUAAUGCUAGUUGGCAACAAAUCAGAUCUUCGCCAUCUUGUGGCAGUGUCAACUGAGGAUGCAAAAUCAUUUGCUGAGACAGAGUCCCUCUAUUUCAUGGAAACCUCUGCCCUUGAAGCCACAAACGUUGACAAUGCCUUUGCUGAAGUGCUUACACAAAUUUACCACAUAGUGAGCAAGAAGGCUAUGGAAGCUAACGAUGAUGCUGCUGCAUCAGCCGUUCUAGCAAAAGGGGAGAAAAUUGAUAUCAGUAAGGAUGUCUCCGAGGUAAAGAAAGGCGGUUGCUGUUCCAGCUAGACUACCAAUCUCUGAAGUCGCUGCAGCAGCCAGCACUAGCAGGUCGUCUCCUUGCUCGACAUCUAUUUUACAUUUUGUUUUACAUAUAGUACACCGGGGUUGUGUGAAAUUUUUUCCAGGGAUGCAUAGAGGUAGGGGAUUCAUGGGGAUUGAUUUGAUGUAUUUUACUGUUUCGAUUACUGAUAUUUUAACUUAUGAUUUGAAAAAUACUGAUGCUUAAGCUGAUCCACUUGGGAGUUGCAAAUUACAGUUUUAUACUCAUUUGACUUUGAGGGACUUUGUUUCCAAGUACAGAAUUGUUAUGGCUUUCAGUUUCAAGACUCCAAGAUUUGUUUCA